AUGAAUGAAAUAUUUGAUGACGACGAUGAACCAACAGUUAAAAUAGCAAAUUUAGAAGAAAAUAUGACCGUACAUGUAUUGAAUGCCCUUGUCAAAUCAGUAGCUGUAGCACGUGAUCAAGAUGGUAUUGAAUAUUACAAAUGUUUGAUCAGCGAUGGUAGCGGUUUAAUUUGGUUUUAUGCUAAUCCACAGUCAUGCAUGACACUUGACAGUCGACGUAUCGACAAGGGAUGUGUUUACUGUUUACGGUUUGUUUUUCAAUCAAAUUCUGUUUUUUUUCCUUUCAAUAUACAAAUCUAUCAGCAAAAAAAAUGAAA
This is a messenger RNA of Enterobius vermicularis (human pinworm), 317 nucleotides long. The record is from the annotation of a GenBank genome assembly. NCBI's taxonomy places the organism in Eukaryota, Metazoa, Nematoda, Chromadorea, Rhabditida, Oxyuridae.